AUGCGGGACAAUCCAGGAGGGCUGGGAGCCCUUUUUGUUUCAAUCUUUGGUUGUUGUUUCUUGUCUUUGCCAUUCAAAAGCCAACCGCCUUUGACAGGUCUUGAAGGCAGUCUCGGUGGUCUCGUUAUCCAAGAUGCGGCGGAGAAAGACGCUACCCCGAAGACUGUAGACAACCCAACGCCUGACGAAAGCCCUGACGGCGCUACGGCUGACCAAGAUACUCACCAGGGGACUGCAGACAACCAAGUGGGAAGCUCAGCGUCUGACGUAGAUGAAAGCGAAGAUCAACCCGCUCACAGGUCACCCCUGCGUCGUGAUAGUAGAUUUUAUACUUUAAAACACCGUGAAUUCAUCCGAGUGCCCAUGGGCACGAAACUGGUUGACGAAUUACCAGGUAUCGACAGGACUGCUACGGCCAAUCUGGAGACAUCGCGUAUCACCCGAGCCUCGCAGAUCUUCGACCGAUACCAGGCGGUAGAAAGGGAUUGCGCACGUUUUAAGGCCGAGAUGUGGACACUCGGCAACGUGAACGAGCUCAACGCUGAAGGUUGUUACAAGGCUCUACAUGCAUAUAACGAUAAGUUCAAAGCUCAAAAGGAGGGCUAGGGCAUUUGAGCAAGGGUCAGUUGUCUUUUUGCUGACCUUUUAAAGCUUUCUUCCCUCAAAUGAUUUGCUUUGACCUCCGCAUAGACCAAAUUCCAAGUACAAUAAUGACGUUCGUUCUUCGUCAUUUGUGAUUGCAAACCCUCCUUGCAAGUCGUUUCCAGCUUCUUUUCCAAUUCCACCCUACUGUACUUAUUGUUAGUUUUUCAAUGUGCACUAAUGCAUGUUUGCCUGCAUAUGUAUACGCAUGUGUGUGUGUGUGUGUGUGUGUGUGUGUGUGUGUGUGUGUUUGUGUGCCACGUGGUGCAGCGGUAUGUCUAGCGAUUUCCAAUCGAUUCCUGAUGAUUGUGAUCACACACAUCUUUUUCCUCUUUCUCAGACUCCUCCUGAUCUUUUCUUUCA
Messenger RNA from Sycon ciliatum, 1005 nucleotides. RefSeq lists its product as uncharacterized. The record is from RefSeq and is a predicted model, not a curated record. The coding region runs from base 1 to 606 and encodes 201 amino acids. The transcript is spliced from 5 exons. Gene Ontology annotation, molecular function: DNA binding. Lineage: Eukaryota; Metazoa; Porifera; Calcarea; Leucosolenida; Sycettidae.